GGGGGGCGGGGCGUCGCCACUGAAGGCAGCUGUCAGAUGCAGGGAACGGAGCUUCUUCUCACACCAACGGUGAACAGAGACUUUAACAUCCCACAAGAAGACUCAUGAAUCUGGUUCAGGUCCGAUCAAAGAUGGCUUUCUGAGUCACAGAGAGAUCUGAUAUUCCCCAGCCAUCAUCUGACCUUUCUGACCUCAUCCCAUCUUCACCAUGGAGACCACCAACAACUAUGUGCUGAUCCAUGGAAAGAACAUAUCCCACAAUGCCCUGGCAGGCUCUGCUGCGGUGCCCCACAUGUCCAUUGACAAGCUUUUCCCAGCUCUCCUUGAGUGCUUUGGCAUCAUAUUAUGCGGCUACAUAGCUGGCAGGGCAGACAUCAUCACAGAGGGCCAGGCAAAGGGUUUGGGGAACUUUGUGUCUAAGUUUGCUCUACCAGCUCUGCUCUUUAAAAACAUGGUGCUGUUGGACUUUGGAGAUGUCAUCUGGGCGUUUCUCUGGAGUGUGCUGGUCGCUAAGGUGACAGUGUUUGUUCUGGUGUUGGUGCUGACUCUGAUGGUGGCCAGUCCAGAAAGCAGAUACAGCAAAGCCGGCUUGUAUGCCAUCUUUGCCACGCAGAGCAAUGACUUUGCUUUAGGAUAUCCUAUAGUUGAUGCUUUGUAUCGGAGCACCUAUCCAGAGUACCUCCAGUACAUCUAUCUAGUCGCCCCGGUCUCCCUCAUGCUCCUCAAUCCAAUCGGCUUUGCUUUUUGUGAGGUGCAGAAGUGGCGGCAGGCCAGCCAUUCACAUCAUAGCUCAGUUGGCAUCGUGGGAGUUGUAGUCAUACAGGUGUUGAAGAACCCGGUAGUAUUCAUGGUGAUUGUAGGAAUCAUAGGCCACUUUGCCCUCGGCCAGAGGAUCCCUGCUGUGCUGUCAGAGUUCAUAGAUGGUCUGGCUAACUCUUUUGGAGGGGCAGCCUUGUUUUACCUUGGUCUCACCAUGGUUGGUCAGCUGAGAAAACUGACUCGAGACACUGGGGUUGCCUUGAUUCUUCUCAUUACAGCCAAACUCCUGAUAAUGCCUCUGGUCUGUAAAGACAUGGUGGAUAUUCUGGAUGUAGGAGUGAACAGCACAAGUGCAAACCACACUAGUCUGUCUAAUUUUGCUUUUCUUUAUGGAGUCUUUCCAACCGCACCGAGUGUGGCCAUCUAUGCUGGACACUACAACAUGGAGCUAGAGGUGGUCACAUCGGGGAUGGUAAUUAGUACGUUUUUGUCUGCACCCAUCAUGUACGUGUCAGCUUGGCUAUUAACAAUCCCUCUAAUGGACCCAGCCCCGCUGGUGGCAGAACUUGAAAACGUUAGCUUCAACAUCAGCAUUGUCAGCCUUUUGGCACUGGUGUGGACCAUAGUGGUAAUGUUGCUGAGCAGGAAAUUCAACAGGCUUCCUCACCUCUUUGCCUUAAAUCUUUUCCUGGCUCAGUUCUUGGUGUGUGUCAGUAUGAUCCUGUGGAACUUCUUAGUGAAGCAAGAGGGUAAUUUGAUUGGCAAAAUUAUCACCUUUACGCUGCUCUAUGGCUCUCUGUACAGCACCUACAUUUGGACAGGGUUGAUCCCUCUCUGUCUGGCUCUGACUAACAGAGAUGAUCUCCUGAGACUCCGACCAGGAGUGUUCAUGGCUUUAGGUUGGGGGGUUCCCUUUCUCAUGAUUGGAGGCCUUCUGACACUAGGGGAAAGGACUGAUUCCAUAGACUCUGCUUUCUUCUAUGGAAGAGCUCAGAUAAUAAGCACAGCAGUGGUGCUUGCAGUAAGCCUGGGGCUUGGUGCAAUAUCUCUGAUGGGUCUCAGCCAGGGAGACAGGGAGCAAAGAGGCUAUGAGGCCCUGAACAGAGCUGCAGUGACAGGCUUGAGUGAUGAGCUGAGGCCCCCUGAUGGUAUAGAAGAUUCACAACAACAACAACAACAGCAGCAGCAGCUGACUGCAAAUUCACCUGCUUGCAGCAUCAACUCAGACCCCCACAGUUUCUCUCCUCUCCAGUCCUUACCGGAUAUGAUAGCCAGCACACAGAGGGAGCACACUAACAGUACGGGCCACAGUGGGGCGCUGUUUGACGGGCAGACACAGGGUUCUUCCUCCUCCGAGCAGCCGCUGGACCUGCCUCCACCCGGGCUUCAAACCACUGAUGAUAAACAGACAGUCAGACACGUUCUGCUCUGUCUGCUCCUCAGUGUCAGCCUGCUGGCAAACCUGUCCAGCUGUCUGUGGUGGUUGUUCAACAAAGAUCCAGGGAGACUGUACCUUGAACUCCAGUUCUUCUGUGCUGUGGCAAACUAUGGACAGGGUUUCCUGUCGUUUGGGAUCUUUGGUCUGGACAGACACCUCAUCAUCCUUCCCUUUAAAAAGAGGUUUCUGAGCCUGUGGCAGGGCAGGGAUGUUGAGGAUUUAAGUCCCUCAGGCAUACCAGAGGAAGUCAGACUCACCUGUACACAGUUUGUCCGUUACCACAAAGACCAGUGUGUUCAAGACAUUGUGCACACACGCAGUGCCUCAGGGGAGAGUGUGAGUGCUUCCACAGGUGAAUCCUUCCUCUGAUAACAACAGGUUUGGAAAAAGAAGGGGGUCACUGGAGGAGAAGGCUUUGAGACAGUCUUCCUCGGAGCAGCCCCAGCACCUUCACUCGCAUCAUGAUCCUCAGGAGCAACUAAGCCACGAGCCGCAGAAUCUGCACCCAACUCAAGAUCAAGCUGAAUCCUGCAGCCAGUGUUCGCUUCCAUCCAGACCCAAGCCUGAGCCUGAGAACGUCCACAGAACUCAUGACCCAGCUAAUCUUCACCAGCACGGUCUUUCCUCGACCCCAUCCCAUCUCCGGCAGCAUCCUCCUCCUCCCCCUUCAGAAAGUGUAUUCCAGGGCAGUGACUUGGUGCACUGGCUGGUGGAGCGGGGAUUGUGCGCUGGGCGAGCCGAGGCUGAACUGUACUGUGUUAAACUUCAGCAGGGAGGAGUUAUUGGUCACGUGGGAGGUCAGGGCAGCUUCACGGAUGAACCCAAUCUGCUGUACUGUUUCACACAGGAGAGAGAGAGAGGGGGAGAGGGGAGGAAUAGUCCCAUAACAUGUUAGAGGGAGUGAAGGGGAAGCGGCAGCCGCCAUGACCAAGUGUCAAAGCCAAAGCUAAAGUGCCUUGUUGUGCAGAUUUUGGACCACUAAAUACUACUCAAGGAACUGCUAAGACUUGCAACUUCUCUGUUUACUCAAUUCAGUCAUUUGUGGUAGAAUCAAACCUGUUUUCUGAAUUCACCUUUCAUGUGUGUCAGUUGCAUUUUUUACGUCUUUGUUCCAGGUUGAUAUUUAGUGGUAUUUGUGAAGGUGUGUGUGCUCUGACUGGCAGGCGUCUCUAGGUAAUGAUGGCGGUAGCUGCUUGCUUGUCAAAGGGCUUGUGGAGACAGUUGAGAAAGAAUGAAGAGUAGGCAGAGGAAACAAGCACUCCCUGUUAUUCCCCCUCUUCUGACUCUGGACCUAAUCUGAACUUCUUUUAACUCAUCAUCAAAAAACAUUUUAUUGCUCUGAACCGAGCUGGCUCCUCUCACUUUUUUUAUUUACAGCAUCUUCUGGAUCUCUGGGAGCCAGUGAACUUCUUAUGAUUCUCAUUUUUAAUGUAAAGGACGUAGAAGUUUGUUUUAAAGAAGCUGCCUUCUAUCAGCCCGUUGUCAUCAAGCACUGUUUGAUAUUUGUGACAUCGUUGGUGAGUUUAGCCAAUAAGCUGCAGAGCUCUCACUGAAAGCCAGUGGUGUUUUUUUGCGUUCUCGUUCUGUUCCAUGUUGUCCUGUUUCUUUCACAUCAUCCUAAAUCAGCCUGUUUUAUCAACAUUUGAUAUUUUGCACGCUGUGUCUUUGAACCACUCUGGUCUACAUUGUAAACUUGCAUGACUCAGAGCAGAGAGGAGUUCUGCUCAGCACUGAACUGUUUGCACUGACUAAAUAACAUUUGUCAUGUUUUUAAAUUAUGCAACUCACUGGACCUCUGUCUUGUGAUGAUGCUGCAAAAGAUAUUUGUUAUUUUGUAAUUAUUGUUCCUGCUAUCAACUGGAACUCUUUUUGGAACUGAUUGUGGCCAAGUUACAAAUCAUAUUCAUUCAGUGACUUUGGGAAUCAGCCAAGUCUAGCACUAGUUUGAUUUAAAAAAAAAAGUUUUUGCCAGACCUGAACUUUUUAUUAUUUAAUGACAAACCAAUGCAACUUGUGUAGUCCCAAUAACUGAGUUUGACACAUGAUGUGCUGUAGGCACGUAGAAUAAAAGUGAUCCACCCUAAAUUGCCCCUCUGUCCCUGUUAUCUAAUCACUUUUUAAAUUAGCAUGCAACCAAUAUCCUAUAUCAGUAUUCCAAUGGUGCAUUUUACUCUUAAUUCUAUAAUUUUUUAGGUAACUGAUCCAAAUAACUCUCUAAACUGAGCUUAAUUAAUAUCUAACAUUUGAGUGCCCUUAAUGUAAAACACCUCUGUCUAUGUGUUAUUUCAUGUUUAGUUGUUGCACUGAAAUUGAACUGACAGUCAUAAUUGCAGUCCUAAACCAUGCCAUUACUUUUACACAACCCUGACUUACCAGUAUGAAGUUUGUCUGCUGGAGGUCAUAACCACUACUGAUAUGUUUACAGAUCAACUCCCGCCAAGUGAGUGGCAGCUCUCACUACACUACCACUGUUGUUUGCCUGUUUAAUUGCUGCUGGUUUGUAUUAUGGUUACCAUGAAGAUGAAGUUUACUAUGUGUUGGCAGGGUUGUGGAAGACGAACAGAUGAUGAUAUGUGCAUAUACUAAUGUUACUACUGAUGUUGUGAUAUGUGAAGUCCAGCAAUAUGGUUUUCUUCCAUUGAACUCCAAAACUUCUAAACCAUUAUUCAAACCUUCACCUCUCACCUAAAGGCUAACAUCCAAUACCAAUAUCCAAUAUCCAAACCAGGAUGUUCCCUGUUCUUCAUCAUGCCCCUCCCAUUAACGAUCUGUGUGCAUGUGUUUCUGUUAGUCCUCUACCAUCCAACGCCAUAUUCAGCCAAUAUGACUUACUUCAGGUCUUUGUUUUCAUGGACUUCAAAGUUGAGUGCCUGCCUGUGCCAAUGUGAAGGUGUGUUUGUUUGCAUGAACAUAAAUGUCUGUGUGAUGUGUAUGUCUAGGUGUAGGAGAGCACUGAGAGAGAUCAAGAGAGACUUUAGCACAAGGUGUAAUGUGUGCUGUUGUUAAAUAGGAUCAGUGUUACUUUGGAUAUUUGUUUUAAAUGUGUUACUGUGGAUCAAUCAGGGUCGGUGAUUGUGUGACCAUGAGAAAGGCACAAAUAAACUACAGUUUGCAUCCAAAA
Molecule: messenger RNA, 5318 nt
Organism: Notolabrus celidotus (New Zealand spotty)
Lineage: Eukaryota; Metazoa; Chordata; Actinopteri; Labriformes; Labridae
Gene: gpr155b
Product: G protein-coupled receptor 155b
Exons: 20
Coding region: 209-2566 (785 amino acids)
Biological process (GO): intracellular signal transduction; transmembrane transport
Cellular component (GO): membrane
Source: RefSeq, a predicted model, not a curated record